GGGUGCAGUCCCGAAGCUGCUGAUCUCACUCUGCAACUCUGCGUCACUUUAUGCAGGAACAGGGAGAGCUAUGGUGCCACCAAGAAGCAACGUGAAAAGAGUGAGAAAGUCGUCUGGGACCUUGGGGACCUUGAGGAGGCUCACAGUUGUGGGCUGUCUGCAAUUCUACACGCCCCACCCCCGACUUUGUCCAGCUACUCUGAAGUGCCUUUCCCUCCAAGAAGUGUCUUUGGCAGGCUGGCCAAUCCCAGGACAGCUAUGGGGCAGUUUGAAAUUUCAGCCUAGGCUGGGAGAGGAUGGGACAGGAAUAAGGGAGGGGGGAUCAAGCCCCCCACCUUGGGGGUGGGGGAAUGGGGAGACAAGCUUUGUAUCUUCUUCUGUUCCAACAGGCUUCGGAGCCAACAAAGUUAGAUCUCCUAGUCCUAGCUUGGGGAAGCCGUGGUUCCAGCCCUCGUGGAUUUGGAGUCAGGUCUAGGUCUGCUGAUGAAUCAUGUGGUCUCCCUCUCUGGGCUUCAUUUCCUUCAUUGUAAAAUGAGGGGUUUGAGCUGGGCUGUUCAGAUGACAGGGUCAUAGACGUAGAGUGGAAUUGGACCCUGGAGGCCAUGGUGUCCAACCUUUUUAUUUCACACAUGAAGAAACAAGACAGAAGAGGCAUAGAAUCUGGGCCCCUUCCCACCCUGUGACAUCCAGGAAAAGUUACUUAAUCUCUUGGUUUAAGUUUUUGUGGCUUUCCCAAGGUUUCAUGGAUGGGAAGAGGCUGAAUUGAGCUUUGGACACACAGCCUCUGAUAUCAAAUCCAACAUUCUUUCCCUGCUCCAAACCCUUGGUUUUGUGAAGUGUUGGCAGCUGCAUCCCAGCGCUCAGGGCCCACUUGGAGAGAUGCAAUCUCCUUCUGAGCCUCCUUGCCAAUCACCCAUGUAGGCAGUCUCCUUUGACUAAUGGAUUUGGAAAUCCUUUGUUCGUCUCAGGUUUGUGGCCCAACCUGUUGUUUCUUGCCCUACAGAGAGACCAGUAGGCCCAGAGGGGGUACAGACACCAGGACCUUGCACUAUGAUGGGGAGGCAAGAGGCUCCAGGAUACCUGAGACAGAUACUAGGGAGGUUGAUGCCCAGGAGAGGACAGAAUGAGACCCAGGUCACCAGGAGGAGACAGCUCAGCUAGUCUUGGGAUCUGGUCUUGGCUGUGGUUCUCACUGGGACCUGGAUGACCGCAGGGAGGCUUCUCCCCACUAAAUGCAUAUAUGUCCCUAAGUGACUGGCCUGUAUGACCCUUGGGAGCAGGGGGAGGCAGAAGCCAGGGAGCAACAUGUAUGAUGUUGGGAGGAGGCUUGGUGGUGGCCAUCUCCGUUGACCUUGGGAUGAGACUGUGUAUAGAGACCACAUCAGUGGUGCAAAGGGCUGUGUAGCAGGUCCCAGCUACCCUGACUACAGUGGGGUCCUGGCCUGAAUGAGGGGAAGUAGGCAGUCAUGAUACUCAGCCCUGGGGACUACAGUGUAAAGCAUUGGGGGGCAGUUGGUGGGGGAAUAUUCCUGCCAAUAACUCGGUUCCCCACUUACAGCAUGAGAAGAUUCUCCCCAGGUGUUUUCUCUCCCUGCCUUUCAAGAUUCUCGGUCAUGCUUCUGUGUCGUGGGCAAACCUGGAAACACCAGCCAAGAGCCUUCCCCACCUCUUGCCUCUGCUUUGUUUGCUGGCUACAAAUCAUUCCAAGAUGGGGAGUGGUCGAUGCGGUGCUUGGGGCUCCUGGCCUCCAUCGCUCCCUUACCACCUCACGCCUCAGUGGUCCUGGCUUCCUUCCUGCUGUUGUGGCUGCAUGAGUCCUUCCUAUCCAGGCUUGUUAGGAUGAUCACUGCAUACAAGAUGAUUCCCUGUGGAGCCGUGUUAACCUUUGCCCGAUGCCUCAUUCGGAGGAAAGUCGUCUCCUUGGAUAACCUGGAGGAUUCCAAACUCUGCCGCUGCCUGUCCACGUUGGACCUGAUCGCCCUCGGGGUGGGGAGCACUCUUGGAGCCGGCGUCUACGUCCUGGCCGGGGAGGUGGCCAAGUCCAGCUCUGGCCCCAGCAUCGUUCUGUCCUUCCUGAUAGCCGCCCUGGCCUCCGUCAUGGCCGGCCUGUGCUACGCGGAAUUUGGGGCUCGCGUCCCCAAGACGGGCUCUGCAUACUUGUACACUUACGUCACUGUGGGAGAGCUGUGGGCCUUCAUCACAGGCUGGAAUCUCCUCUUGUCCUACGUAAUAGGAACUUCCAGCGUGGCCCGGGCAUGGAGCGGCACCUUUGAUGAGCUGCUCAACAAAGAGAUUGGCAGAUUUUUCCGGAGCCACCUCAACAUGCAUUCUCCGGGGCUCGCAGAGUAUCCAGACUUCUUUGCCGUGUGCCUUAUCCUUCUCCUCUCAGGCCUCUUAUCAUUUGGAGUCAAAGAGUCAGCCUGGGUGAAUAAAGUCUUCACAGCAGUUAACAUCCUGGUCCUGAUCUUUGUGAUAAUUUCGGGGUUUGUGAAAGGCCACAUCUCAAACUGGAAGAUCAGUGAGGACUUCCUCAAAAAUCUCUCUGCUUCCCAAGAUCCAUCCAAGAAUGGAACAAACUACGGGGUCGGAGGCUUCAUGCCCUUCGGCUUGAAGGGGAUGCUGGCGGGAGCUGCCACUUGUUUCUAUGCCUUUGUGGGUUUUGACUGCAUCGCCACAACUGGGGAAGAGGUCCGGAAUCCUCAGCGGGCCAUUCCCAUUGGCAUCGUCAGUUCUCUGCUUGUGUGUUUUAUGGCCUACUUUGGCGUGUCUGCGGCCUUGACCCUCAUGAUGCCCUAUUACCUCCUGGAUGAGACCAGCCCCCUCCCUGUGGCCUUCGAGUAUGUUGGCUGGAGCCCUGCCAAGUAUGUGGUGGCCGUGGGCUCCCUCUGUGCUCUGUCCACCAGUCUCCUUGGAUCCAUGUUUCCAAUGCCGCGGGUAAUCUAUGCUAUGGCAGAAGACGGUUUGCUUUUCCAAUUCUUAGCUAAAGUCCAUCCCAAAACGAAGAGCCCACUCAUUGCUACUUUGACAUCGGGUUCCGUGGCAGCGGUCAUGGCAUUCCUCUUUGACUUGAAGGCUCUGGUGGACAUGAUGUCCGUCGGGACCCUCCUAGCCUAUUCACUUGUGGCUGCUUGUGUGCUGAUCCUCAGGUACCAACCCAGCUCUACUCACCAGAAGAUAAAAUGUUGCACGGAGAAAGAAGCCUUGACCUCGGGUCCAGCCACAGUCCUGCUGCCGGGAUCUGGGAACAGCAAGCAGACCCUCAUCAAGCCUUCGAGGUUGCCCACACAGCGGUCAGCGUCUCUUGUUAGCUGUUUGGUGGGAUUGCUGGCAUUCCUGGUUUUUGGCCUCAGCAUCCUGAUGACCCAUAGCGUGAAUGCUGUUAACAAUCUGGAGCCAUGGAGCCUUGGCCUUCUCUCUGUGUUCAUCUUCCUUAUUCUCAGCAUCAUCCUUGUCAUCUGGAGGCAGCCUCAGAAUGAGCAGAAAGUGGCCUUUAUGGUUCCCCUGCUGCCGUUUCUGCCUGCCUUCAGCAUCCUGGUGAAUGUUUACCUUAUGGUCCAGUUGAAUGCACAAACGUGGAUCCGAUUCAGCAUCUGGAUGGCUGUAGGUUUCCUGAUUUACUUUUCUUAUGGCAUCAGACACAGCUUAGAAGGGAGCCACAGGCACGAAGAUGAGGGUGUAUGUUCAGAGAACACAGUGGGGCAAGCAGAAGGAAAAAGCCCCAUCGAGGCCAGCAGCCUUACAUAGGGCAAAUCCAGUGUCCCUUCCUCCUUCUGGACGGACAAGUCAAUGUUGAUGCCUAUGCACUCUCCGCUGGGCAGCACAGCCCCAAUGCUCCAUAUGUCUUCUGUUGGAAACUGGGACAGGAUGUUUUGGCCAGGUUCCGCUGUCCUCGGUCUGCUUUUCUUGCCAGAUCUCCCCUCUUUGAUGUUUGUGCCCAUGGGCUGAGCGAGCCCAGACAAGAGCAGUGCGUCUGGGGACCAGCCACUUCCUUGAGGAUCCUCUCCUCGGGGGAUGAGCCCAAAAACAAAUGGGGGGGAGGCCAGAGAUGCACCUUGCACCUUUUGGCACAUGGAAAUUCUUGCUGGUUUUUAAAAAACGUUGUCAUGUAUAAUCCUGCCAGUGUUAGCCUGCGCUGGGCAGCUCUUGUAGAAAUUGGGUGGCAUUGAGUAGCAGGAUGCUCUAUGUGUACCUGUGUGCCUCACGUUUGCUCGGGGGAGGGCACCACUGCGCUUCUUUGGUCGCCUCUUUGGCCUUGUUCCUUUAAACUGACCGACUGUCUGGGUUCCUAUCCGCCCCUCUUAGCUUGAGUGGAAAUAGGGCUUUGGGGGGCAGCAGAGCAGGGACAAGGCCAAGUAUCCUCUGGCAGGUUUUUAAUAAAUGCCGACAGUGGAUCCCUUAAAAUGACCCCCCCUCUAGGAAAGAAAUAUUUCUAAUAAAUUAGUAAAUAUGAAUAUUGCCUUCAGACUUGUCAUACACUGUAGACAUAACAUUCCACAGCAUUUAACAAUUAUUUAACUCAACAACCCUUUCUUAAGUACCUACUGCUGUUAUGGUGGGAAGAACACUGGAUCUGGUAUCAAAGGACCUGGCUCCCAACCCUGGUUCUGCUGCUUCUUAGCUGUAAGACCUUGGACAAGUCUUUUGCUAUCUCUGGGCCCCCUCCGUUACUUCGAGGGGGUUGAACUCAGUUGCUGAGGAAUCUUCUAGCUCAAGCUUAGCAUAGUCCUGUCAGCAUCGUGUGCUAUUCCUGUCAAAGCAGAGAAGGAAGAAACGGGGUGGGGAGGACCUUCUGGGCUCAUCCUCCAGGAGAGUUCAGCCAUCCAUCGGACUAGCUUGGUGUGGGAGGCACAGGAUGCCUGGGAUUUGCCCUUUUUCUGGGCCAAAUCCGCCGCUUUGCUUUGUUAGGUUUGCCCUUGUUCCCCUGCCACCCAAAGCCUUCAUUUCUACCUUCUUUGAAUGAUGGGGGAGAGGGGUGGAGCAAGUAACAGGAAAGGGCAGAACUGCUCUGCUCCUCUUGGUUCACCCAAGGCAGCUGAGCCCAGUUGGAGGCUACGCCUCUCACCCUGUUUCUUUUGGAAGCAUUUUGAGGUAUGUUUCUUCUUUCCUCGCUCCCAUUUUUAUUAAGUAUUUCCAUCUGUCUGGCACUGUAAAUCAGGGGGUUGUUUUAAAUAACUACCUGUCAACACUGGUGACAACAGCCUCCUUCCUGUCUCCUAGCUCAGUGAGAGUACACACAGAUGCUGGCGCCAUGCCUGGUCAGGGGUGCAGUGGUCAGAAAAUCUGGGCCAAGGAAUGAAACAGAAAUGAGUGAGAGACCCUAAAGUCAGCUGAGCCUUGUGUCCAGGCCCAUUUCAAGUAGGCCUUUGGGGGCAGGAAUGGGGGCUCAGUUUCUGCAGUAAGGGUGGAUUGCUACUACCCAAAUUGAUGCCUUUCUUGGUGGGAAAGGAGAUGCACUUCUGGAGUCUGAGGGUGGGGGUAGUUAGCAUAGUGCUGUCUCAGACACCUGUGGGGCAUGCACUGCCCCUAGAGGGCCCAGGGAACAUUCAGGAGUCAUGGCCCAAAGGAAAUCGUUCAAGAAAGGUGACUUUGCAGUCCCCAUCAUGGGGGCCCCACAUUUCUUGAUUCCUUAAUUGGCGGGUGGAGAGGGAGAGGAAGCCAGGAGCUCCCAGUGUCCUAAAUCACAGGCUUCUGUUCUAUUUUGGAAGGACGAGAACCCUGAGUCUCAUUUUAAAACCCUGGAAUUUGAGCUGGAUGGAAGGCCAUUUAGAGUCUGGGGGGAGCAAAGAGACUUGUGGCAGCUGAUGGAGACCUCCCCAUCUAACCUUCCCCUUGAAGGAAAGAACCUUAAGGCCCCCCCUAAAAUCCUCCCUUCCUAAUCAGCUGUAGAAAGGUGGGACACCUCAGUCAGACCACCAGGUGUUUUCUCCUAAGGAAUUUGCUAAUUAUCAGCAAACACAAACAUUUCCAACAUACAAAGCACAGAAAGGGAGCUUGCAUGGCAAGCUGGGAGUUCUGAAGAGUUCUGGUUUGGUCUGAAGUCUGCCUCACUUGAAACAUGAUGGAAUCCCCUCUGGCCUCGUCCACAUCUUCCCCACUGCGGUCCUUGGGUUUGUUUUUUGAACUGAGGCCUCCUUUCCUGUGUUGCGGCAGAGCUCAUUUAGAGCUGGGCCUGCCUAGCCAGUGAGCCCUCCUCCAGAUGAGGAUGGUGGGGGCUACGUACCCACACACAUGCACACGUCCUCUAUGUAUACAUGCAAACAUUUGCGUACAGACUUAGAAAUCAUAGAGAUAGUUGGGUUUAUGGCAGAGUUUCAAGGACUGAUGCCUUAAGGCAGGUCAAAAAUUCAUUGUGGUGUUCUCUAUUAACAGGUGUUUCUAUAGAGUGUUUUUAGGUAUUAAACUAUUUUGAGAUCCAAUUUUAUAGUGUAUAUAAGAUUUUUAAUGGUAUUUUCCAAGAACGUGGUAUUUAUAUGCUUCUAGCAUGAAGUCAACCUUGAACGCAGAACUUGGAAAGUGUGCCUUAUUUGUCAUCUCCGAGGGGGUUCCUGGAGGGUCAGUGUUGCUGCCUUGGGCCGUGUUCUCAGGGGUCAUGUCCAUUCGGGUCCUGUCCUCGUGACACACAGUGAGUGGUCACGGCCCCAAGGACUGGUAACCUGGCUUCCUCUAAAAGUGAUUGGUUUUCCAAGCUGCUGAUCCCAGGGAAGAAGAGGCAUUCUCUUAGUGCCCAUGCCAGCCCAGCCCCUCAAGGGCCUCCUCUUCUUUGCAAUGCAAAGAACAUUCCAGGCAGGCAUUCAGGAGAACUUGGCAGUAGAAUGAAGGGGGGGCGGGGUUUGUAUUGUUAUUAUUUUCUUGUGAAAGAAAAAUAAACAUGUGGUUAUAAUUCA
Molecule: messenger RNA, 6884 nt
Organism: Trichosurus vulpecula (common brushtail)
Lineage: Eukaryota; Metazoa; Chordata; Mammalia; Diprotodontia; Phalangeridae
Gene: SLC7A2
Product: solute carrier family 7 member 2
Exons: 13
Coding region: 1723-3744 (673 amino acids)
Biological process (GO): amino acid transport; transmembrane transport
Cellular component (GO): plasma membrane
Molecular function (GO): amino acid transmembrane transporter activity
Source: RefSeq, a predicted model, not a curated record